AUGAUUUCAACUACACAAGCUCUCGCUUGUUACCAACAUUAUGAACCGUGCCUACACACGGCAUCGUGCCUUACUGAUGAGAAUCGGCAUAAUUGUUCGAAUGCAGGAGAGACAUACUGCUUUAAAGAUGAUGUGAUUUUGGGUCUAGCAGUUCGAGGCUGUGCUGAACUUGCAUACUGCAAUGCAACAAUAGUUUUGGGCAGCCGUUAUUGUUGUAACACAGAUUAUUGCAAUCAUGCCGGACGAGAAAUACAAAUAGCUUGGCCUAUGAUUAUAGCUAUGCUUACGGCAAUCGUCGUUAUAAUUCGAUGA
This is a messenger RNA of Rotaria socialis, 312 nucleotides long. The record is from the annotation of a GenBank genome assembly. NCBI's taxonomy places the organism in Eukaryota, Metazoa, Rotifera, Eurotatoria, Philodinida, Philodinidae.